UGGACCUCUCCAGCGGCCCUCCCCCUCGUGCUCUCACAUUUCUUCUUUAUCAUGGUCGUGAGGUCUCGAGACUCUCAGCAUCCCACUAAAGUGCACAUCAUCGAGCUCAGCGGAACUCACGGCAUCUCUGCAUCUGCGCCGCCCGCAGUCACACAGUGUCACCACGCACCGAGAGCUCGCUGCGCCAGAACAAUAACAAGUGCAGCGAAACUGAGACAACAAAGUCGACUCCAGUUAGCGGUGGACGGGACCUCGUGAGACGAACAGUUCCAGGUUUCCUCUGAGGACCAAAGCGCUGAUUUUGCUGACUUCUGAGAGAAGCGGACCAGCAGCUAACCCAGAGCAUGAAGAAGACUCCAAAUUCAGCCCUGAAGAGAUCCUUUGAGGUGGAGGAUGUUGACACUUCAUCUCACUCUUCGCCCGGCUCCAGACGGACCACCAGCUCCCCCCACCGUAACGCCAUGUCUCCCACCAGCAUCUACUACCGGGACCUGGGCACCGCUGGCCCGGCCACCAACAACAACAACCUCAACUACACCCAGCCGCGCUCCAUCAUGGGCGGUGGAGGUUCCAAGACCCCCGAGCCUGUGUCGCGCCGCUCUGAACUUUCCAUCGAUAUCUCUUCUUCCAGCAAGCAGGUAGACAACGCCACCAGCCCUGCCUCCGCACGCUUUGUGAGCAACAGUGCCCUGAAACGUCCCGAAGUCCUGGGACACUCCAAGACCCCCGAGAUGACCCACAAGAGGGAGGUGACCUUUGCCAAGACGCCCACCGACUCCCCGGUGAUUCGCCGCAACGAGGGCAACAACAACAACAACGGGUUCAGUAGAACCCCUGAGCAGAAUCACACCCGCAAAUUUGAACCCCCCAAUCCCGGGGACGUCCGCAAGCCUGAUAUCAGCAUCACCAGAGCUCCUCCGGAGAACAAUGGCCACCACCAGCCAGUGCACCACCCACACCACCCCAACCCUCACCACAACACCAUCGUCACCACCUUCCGCUGCUCUUCGCCCAACCAUGCUGGACGCAAAUCCCCCAACCCUGACAGGUCAGAGGUCAAUCUGAGCCACAGCAACAUGUCUGAGUCCGCCAAGCCUCACCCUCAGGGUAAAGGAGAGAAGACCCAUGUGGGAGACUCCAGUUAUGUGGGCAUCGACGCCAUCCUGGAGCAGAUGAGGAGGAAGGCAAUGAAGCAAGGCUUUGAGUUCAACAUCAUGGUUGUGGGUCAAAGUGGCCUGGGGAAGUCCACUCUGGUGAACACGCUGUUCAAAUCCAAGGUGAGCCGUAAAUCAGUGCAGCCAAACCCGGAGGAGAGAAUCCCCAAGACCAUCGAGAUCAAGUCCAUCAGUCACGACAUCGAGGAGAAAGGUGUGAGGAUGAAGCUGACAGUUAUCGACACCCCUGGCUUUGGAGAUCAAAUCAACAAUGAAAACUGCUGGCAGCCCAUUAUGAAGUUCAUCAAUGACCAGUACGAAGUCUACCUGCAGGAGGAAAUCAACAUCAACAGGAAGAAACGGAUCCCAGACUCCAGGGUUCACUGCUGCAUAUACUUCAUACCUCCCACUGGGCACUGCCUCAGGCCUCUGGAUGUGGAGUUCAUGAGACGCCUCAGUAAGGUGGUCAACAUCGUCCCCGUCAUCGCCAAGGCCGACACACUCACUCUGGAGGAGAGGGACUACUUCAAACAGACGAUUCGGGAAGAGCUGCGAGCCAACGGGAUCGACGUGUACCCUCAGAAAGAGUUUGAUGAGGAUGCAGAUGACAGGAUGAUCAAUGAUAAAAUCAGGGAGAUGAUCCCUUUUGCUGUGGUGGGCAGCGACCAGGAGUACCAAGUGAACGGGAAGAGGAUUCUGGGAAGGAAAACAAAAUGGGGCACAAUAGAGGUUGAGAACAUUGCACACUGUGAGUUUGCCUACCUGCGAGAUCUCCUCAUCAGGACACACAUGCAGAAUAUCAAGGACAUCACAGGCAGCAUCCACUACGAGACGUAUCGCGUCCGCCGGCUAAAUGAGUCCAACAUCCAUUUCAGCGCUCACCUGUCUGACGAUCCUGCUGUUCAGCCAAAAGCCAACGGUCAGCUGGAGGAGCAGCCCAGCGCCCUGCAGCCGAACGGAGUGGCCGCUCAGCAUGAAGCCUUGACCCAUGAGAUGUAGAGGGGCGUCCAGUGAGGAGCCAGUUCACCAGUUUAUGACAUCAGGACACAGCCAGGCACAAAACAUACACUCACACAUCCUGUUUACAUGAUAAAGCACACACACACACAUACACACACACACAUACACUCAUGCUGUGAAGACCAUUUUUAUUACCGAGAAGGACUGCCUAACUACAGCUUUUAAUUUAUCAGGAUGUUACAAGACACAGGAUGGAGAGUAAAUCCUGACAUUUUCCCUUCCAUGAACUGUAUUCUUGUCUUUUUUUCCAUUAAUGCAGUUGUGAGCAAAAUCAUGUCCUCACUGCGACCCACAUAUUGUAAAGAACUCCUGUUUGGUUUUUGUCCAUCAGCUGAGUCUACAAUCAGGAUUGUUUACAAUAAACCAUGAAAGUUGUCAGAUCAUGGAUAACCACAAAGAAAUCUACAGAUAUUUCAUUCCAGAGCUUUGGAUGCUAGCUUUAUUUUAGCACAUCCAGGAGAGCGCAAUCGAAUACACAUACAUGUGAUCUGACUCCAUUAGUAUGAAUAGAAAUAAUAUCCAGAAGAAACAAGCUUACAGAACAUCUUUGCAACAUCACAGAAAGUUUCACCACCCAGGGCUGUCUAGAUGAGGAGAAAUGUCAUAAUUCACAAUGAAGUACAGCAUAUGAGAUGAUGCUAGAUUAGCUGUAAACUAGAAAUAACUUGGCGCCACUGGCCCGGUCUGCUCUGUGUUGUGGUGUAUAGUAUUGUAUAGUUCCUAGGGUUGAGUAGGGAUAUUUAGAUUAGGUUCAUAGUAUUAUGGAGAAAGUAAAGAUGUUUUCGACACCUCCGCACUGUAGAAUGAAAAAGAAAGCGACGGCAGUGUGGAGCAGCUUUCGGAAAAAUGAGUCCCCCUUGUAAUUUUUCCAUCGAUGUUUUUAAAGCCUCUUUUUGCCAAACCAUACUGUCUCUUUCUAUAUAAUGCCAAUGUCGUGUAACACAGUCAUAUGAUGCAUUUUACAUUGCUCAUUUACUGUUGUAUUUUAAUUGCUGAUGUUCAUAUUCUAAUAUUGUUGUAUAAGAUGAGGGUGCAACUGUUGUCCCAUGCAGCCGUUUUUGUCCGUUUUUCUGACUGUCAAGCAAAUAAGUCAUUUUUUUCUGUUCUGUUCUAAAGAGAAGCACAUACAGUAUGUAGAGUUGAUUUAUGAAUAGGUAUUUAUGUGUAUGUUUAGUGUAAUCCGCUUAAUUCAACUUUCAUUCCAGCUGUUGGCUUCCAGAUGUUUGUUGCAGGUCUUUAACAGUGAUGAUAAUUUAGACAUAGACUAUGUUUGGUUUUUGUUUCAUACAGUUUGUUGUACUCUGUUUGCGAGACUGCACUAUAUCUAGCAAUAAAUGACCUUGCCUGAUGUUAAUAAUUAGAUCCAAUCCUGUCAAUAGAUAAAAGUGACAACAAUGACUUUUACAUUUCUUAAGCAUUUUGUCAGAGGCAGCUGCUCUGCUACAAACGGAGGAAGAAUUUGUGCCUACAAACAUCCAUAAAAUCAAAUAAUAUUUCAUCAGCAUCUGAGAAUAUUUCAUAUUUUUGGAAAAAUGUGCACAUUCAUACGAGCUCAAGGGAUAUUUUAUAGAGGCUACGUCUCAAUAUAACGUUCUAAUGUCCAAAAGAGAGUUAGCGUUUUAUGUCAAAGCAACAAAUAUUUUCCAUACACACAAGAUAUUAAAUUCUAAAAAGAGAAGUGACAUCUCUUAUCCAGAGAAAGAUAUUGGGUUACACUCUGUUUACUGUUGUAAAGUUCUUGUGUAAUUUGUCAUGGUAUUAUAGAUCAAGGUUUUAUCUUUGAUAUGCUAUCUCAAAGAAUAAAGAUUGAUAUUUUUAUUGUUUAAA
Messenger RNA from Acanthochromis polyacanthus (spiny chromis), 4001 nucleotides. RefSeq names its product septin-9-like. Gene Ontology annotation, molecular function: GTP binding; GTPase activity; molecular adaptor activity. The transcript is spliced from 11 exons. Lineage: Eukaryota; Metazoa; Chordata; Actinopteri; Pomacentridae. Bases 345 to 2153 code for a protein of 602 amino acids. The record is from RefSeq and is a predicted model, not a curated record. Gene Ontology annotation, biological process: cytoskeleton-dependent cytokinesis. Gene Ontology annotation, cellular component: cell division site; microtubule cytoskeleton; septin ring.